AUGAAAACAGAAGAUAUUUGGGAAAGAUUGUUUGAGGCAGAUAAUAUGGUUGUGGUUUCAAUGGGAAUUUCAAAAGAGUUGUUGGGUCGAUUGCAGAUACUCCAGCAAAGUUUGAAUACCUUUACUUUGGGUGAAAAGGUCAGAUUGCUUGAUAAAGAGCUAAAAGAAUCUGAGUUUCUGCUGCUGAAUGCAAAGUAUUCUGCAAAUGUGUCCAAUAUGGAGAUUAAUGAAGAGCUGGGCCUUCUUAAGAGUGGUGCCGGUGCCUCUGACAAGGUUGAUUCCCUUGAGAGGCAGUUAAGAGAGUCUGAUCUUCAGCUACAAUGUGCAAUCACAUAUGCCAAAGCUAGUCAAGAGAAGCAAAACCUUCUGUAUUCUACAAUAGUUGAGCAGUGA
Messenger RNA from Humulus lupulus (European hop), 393 nucleotides. RefSeq names its product WPP domain-interacting tail-anchored protein 2-like. The coding region runs from base 1 to 393 and encodes 130 amino acids. Lineage: Eukaryota; Viridiplantae; Streptophyta; Magnoliopsida; Rosales; Cannabaceae. The transcript has 3 exons. The record is from RefSeq and is a predicted model, not a curated record.